Leptomonas pyrrhocoris is the source of this 2894-nucleotide messenger RNA. Its product is annotated as 4-coumarate:coa ligase-like protein. Bases 1035 to 2894 code for a protein of 619 amino acids. Gene Ontology annotation, molecular function: CoA-ligase activity. NCBI's taxonomy places the organism in Eukaryota, Euglenozoa, Kinetoplastea, Trypanosomatida, Trypanosomatidae. The record is from RefSeq and is a predicted model, not a curated record. The transcript has a single exon.
AGUAGAAGCUUUGAGCGAUUUCGCUGAUUGGUUGAAGAGCGGCAUUCUUCUUUUCCCCCGCUGCGAAAAAAAAACCCCGAAACCGCUGCUGCGCGAUCAGUCGGUUAUAGAAGAAGCGUAGCCACAAAACAAAACACAACCAACACUCCCUAUUUCAUACAAAACAAAACAAAGCAGCGGAUAAUUAAUGAGAAAGUGCUUCACGCGACGCCCGAUCACGGGUAAAUCUUAUAGCGAUCAAAAGAGAAAAGGAUGGCGCGGAUGUGAACCACUUCAUUUCUUCCUGUUUUCCCGAUAAGAUUUCAAAAGCCUUUUUUUUCGGUCGCCUGAGACGUUUCAUUUCAUUGCCCCUUGUGAGUUCUGUUUUCAUAUUUCUGACUAGCGGUGCUGUCAAGACAAAGCAAUAAAAAGCGCUUACAACAACACGUCAUCCACCUUGUGCCGAUGACGAAAAAGCGAAAACACUUGCACCACCGCCGCCGUAUCUCCCUCAAAUCGGUAGUGUUCACCACCACAGAAUAUUGCUGCCUCUUUUUUCGAUGAAAUGGGCGUUUGUCGGUACUACUACCUUUGCAACAAAUGGCACCUCUGUUCCUCAUGCAAAGUGUACUUUUCUUCUUUUGAUCGCUCACCUGUUGUGACAUCACUUCUUUCCCCUCUCUUUACCUCUGUGGCUUUUCUUUUACACCUCAACAACGAUGAUUACGUUUCUGACGUGCGCUCGGCCGCAGACUUCACACGAGCCGAAGGCGAUCUCGCAUACCCGUCAAACUCAAUUAUACCCUCCCACCGGUCGUUUCGAAUAUUUACUUUUAUUUCAUCUUUUUUAUCUUCAUUUUUUCUCUCUCUCUCCGUCCAUCGACAUUUGGUGCUCUUCGUUCUCGUUGUAUCACUCAGUGUACACCCUUUAUUUCUUUUCUUUUCUUGUUGCUGUUUUCUUGUUUCUUCCUUUGUCACAGGCACUUUCACCUUUUCUCGAAUUUUCCCUUUGUUGUUGCUCCCCACCCCCUCCAUACCACGCCGUCCCCGCACUGAUGUUUCGCAGCAGCUGGGUCGCACUGAGCGCGACUGGUCGCAGUCGUGCCAUGCUGCGCGCAGCGGGCCUGCUGGGCUCAUCCUCCAUCCUGUCCGUCAAUUCCUCCGCGCCGUCCUUUUUCAGCGCUCCGCUGCACCAGCAGUUUCGCUGGACGUCGGGCUCGCAGAGCCACCUCAUUUACAAGUCUAAGCUGCCCUCUGUGAUGGCGGUGGUGAACAAGGAAACGACGUUGUACGGCUACCUGAUGAAGCGAAUGGCGGCGAUGGACCCAAAGAAGAUCGCUGCAGUGCAGGUGGAGACCGGAAAAACCUACAGCUACCUGCAGCUCAUGCAGGCGACUGAGUACACGGCGAUGGCAUUGUACCAGCAGGGUGUGCGCAAAGGGGAUGUUGUGUGCCUGUGCCUGCUGAACACCGCCGUCUACGGCCCGCUGGUAUACGGCGCGUUGCGGUUAGGUGCCAUCGUAUCCCCCGUCAACGCGGUCGCCGCUGCCUCCACCCUUGCCUACCACUUCAAGACGAAUCAGUGCAAGAUCGUGUUCGGCAUGCGUUUCUUCCAGAAGCAGUUGGACGAAGCCGUGGAUCUGGUGCAGCGUGAAACGGGUCGCGUGAUCAAGAUCAUGUACCCAGAGGAGUUUCUCAAGACGACGGACAUCCCACCGAUCCCGAAGGACUACGACGGCUUGAAGGGCGCAACCCUUGACGACACCGCUCUCAUCCCCUUUUCCAGCGGUACGAUGGGUCUGCCGAAAGGUGUGCAGCUGACGAACCGCGCCCUCAUCGCGAACGUGGAGCAGACCGCACAGGCCCAACAGCUAAAUUCUCAGACGGUCAGCCUCGCCAUCUUGCCGAUGUUCCACAUCUUGGGCUUCACCGUGUGCUUGAACAGCAUCCUCGCCUAUGGCGGUAUGCUGGUGGUGAUGAGCAAAUUCGCGAUCGACGAGUACGUGAAGGCGGCGGCGAAGUACCGCGCCACGGUGAACAUGGUGGCCCCGCCAAUUCUCAUCUCGCUGAUGAAGAAUAAGGAGCUCGUCCAGCAGCACGAUUUGUCUUCGCUGACGUGUUUGUUUUCUGGUGCGGCCCCGCUCGGCCCGGAGGUGAUUCAGAUGGUGGAGGCGAUGCUGCCGGGGACGACUGUCGCGCAAGGCUACGGCAUGACGGAGAUGUCGCCCUGCGUAACCGGGCCCGUUAAGGGCCAGCGCUCCACCUUGGGCAGCUGCGGAUUUAUUAUGGCGGACACUGAAAUUCGCGUUGUCAAGGUCGAUGACAGCCAGCAGAGUGGUGCUGACAAGUCUGCCGGCAUUGACGUGCAGGCUGGCGAGGAGGGCGAGAUUUGGGUGCGCGGCCCGCAGUUGAUGAAGGGCUACCUGAGGGACGAGGACACCGCGAUGUGCAUGCAGGAUGGAUGGUUCCGCACCGGCGACAUCGGCAACAUCCUGCUCAACACCGAGGAACUGAUGAUUACGGACCGGCUGAAGGAGCUGAUCAAGUACAAGGGCUUCCAGGUGUCGCCUGCUGGGCUGGAGGCGCUGCUGCUGAGCCAUCCGUGGGUGAAGGACUGCAUCGUGUUUGGCGUGCCUGAUCCUCGCGAUGUGAGCUUUGAGAACCCGCGUGCGUUGGUGGUGCUGCAGCCGGACGUGCCCACCAAAGACGCCGUGCGUGCCUCGGACGAGCUGUACCGCUUUGUGAUGUCGCGCAUGCCGCCCCACAAGCGCCUGCACGGUGGUGUGCGCAUUGUGGACGAGAUCUCGCGCAAUGCCGCCGGUAAGCUGAUGCGUCGGCAGAUGCGCCAGGAGGAGCUGGCCAUGAUGAAGGCAAGCAUGGAACAGGUUCAUGGCGCCGACUCCGCCGCUACGUAG